AUGGAUCCAAACUUAUUCGGGGGUGUCCCCAGGUUUCUCACCCGUCCAAAGGCGUUCUCGGUGUGUGUAGGCAAGGAUGCCACUCUAAGCUGCACUAUUGUUGGCAGCCCAACUCCACUGAUCACCUGGGAAAAGGAGAAGUUGAAGCUGACAUCUGGGGGACGCUUUAAGACCGUUGAGGAUGGAAAUGUGUACCGCCUAACUAUCUAUGAUUUAACACUGGAGGACAGUGGCCAGUACAUGUGCCGGGCCAAAAACAAUGUUGGGGAAGCUUAUGCCGCUGUUACCUUCAAAGUGGCUCUGCCAACAGAGAUGGCUCAGAGGGCCCCUGCUUUCCUUGUCAAGCCUUCCUCUGCACGUGUAGUUUUGGGAGGUGAUGCUGUUUUCUUCUGCCGGGUUGUAGCUCACCCUGAAGCCAACUUUGAUUGGGAAAAAGAUGGGCGCUACCUUGGGGAGACUAACCGCAUCAAGAUUGUUUCUGACAGCGACAGCAGCACUGUAAGGAUCCAAAGUGUUCGUAACCUGGAUAGCGGCACCUACACUUGCAGGGCCCAGAACACAGUCGGUCGUGCACAGGUUGCUGCAGUUCUUGCUGUUGAUGCGCAGGAUUCCCGUCACCUCUCUGCAGAUAAAAACACCUCCCUCCUUUCCCACCUACAAAAGCGCAAAGAGGAGAUGAAGAAGGACAUCUCUAUCUAUCGCACUGAGGAAAGCAGCACCACUGUCUCUUCAUCCUCCACCACAAGCAUCAGAGAUGGUUUGAGUCUGGAAUAUGAGCUGAGGGCAUCUGCUCUGGCAAAGCUGCCCAAAGGUGUGUUCACUCGUACCUGUACGGUGACUGAGGGCAAACAUGCCAAACUCAGCUGCUUUGUGACAGGCCACCCCAAACCCCACACUAUCUGGAGGAAGGAUGGAACAAACAUCAGUGAGGGCCGCAGGCAUGUCAUUUAUGAGGACCAAGCUGAGAACUUCAUCCUCAAGAUCCUGUACUGCAAGCAGACUGACAAUGGGCUCUACACCUGCAAUGCCACCAACAUGGCUGGGCAGACUUACAGUGCUGUGUUGGUAACAGUCAAAGAGCCUAAAGUUCCAUUCAGGAGGAAGCUACAGGAUGUGGAGGUCCAAGAGAAAGCAUCAGCUACAAUGUUGUGUGAGGUGCCUGUCCAUUCCACCCAGACCAACUGGUUCAUGGAGGAAACGCGGCUGGAGCAGAGUAUCAAAUAUAAGAUGGAGCAGGAUGGCACUCUGCGUCGUCUCACCAUUCACAAUGUCAACACAAAUGAUGACGGUGUUUAUAUCUGCGAGAUGAAGGAGGGCAGUCGCACUGUGGCUGAGCUCUCUGUCCUGGGCAACAUUACAAAGAAGCUUCCCCGAAGGACAGUAGUCCCCGUCAGUGACACUGUCAUCUUCUGUGUGGAGCUGGAGCAUCCCUGCAAAGACGCCUACUGGACCCGCAAUGGCGAGAAGCUUAAGGAAGACUCCCGUAUUAUCAUCGCCUGCGCACUCAGACAGUACACACUCACAAUUAGAGAUUGCCAGGCAGAUGACUCAGGAGAAGUGGCCUUUGUGGCUGGAGACUGCAAGACUUCCACUCGAUUCUCUGUCACUGCUGCAAGAAAGCAUCCUCCUGAUCCCCCAGUCGAUGCUGUGGUGCGGAGCAAGACUGACUCAUCCAUCACUCUGCAGUGGUCUCCUCCUGACAGCGACCGCCCUGUGCCCAUCAAGGGCUACAUCGUUGAAAGGAGGAAGGUUGGUACUCAGACCUGGCAGAGAUGCAGUGUUGGAGAAAGCCUCACUAUAACAGAGAUCACCAUCAGCAGCUUCACUGAAGAAGCCAGCUACCAGUUCCGUAUCUCUGCUAUGAAUGACUUUGGUCAGAGUCCUUACCUCGAGGUGCCUGGAAGCUUCUACCUGGAACCCAGCGCUGAAAUCCGGACAGGCCUGAAGAACAGCACUGCAGUCAAUGAAGAGGAGUUCUCCAUCUCUGUGGAGCUUUCUGCUGUUUGUUCUGGCUUCUGGUCUAUAAAUGGUCGCCUCCUGCGCAGCGGGGCCGACUACCUCAUUACCAGGUCCAAGAACACUCAUACUCUGCUCAUCCGUGUUGUGACCAUGGAAAUGAACGGAGCUGAGGUCAAGUUUGUGGGUGGAGGCUCGCAAACCAGUUGCACCCUCUCUGUGAAGGCUCCUUCUGUUAGGUUCAUCAACAAGUCAGCUCAGCUCGGGGUGGUAACCUGCAGUGCCCAAGAAACUGCUCACCUUACUGCUGAGGUGUCAGAUUACAAUACACAGGUGGUGUGGAUGAAGAAUGGAAGAGAGUUAAAAAUGGGAAAGAAGUAUGAAUACUUGAUCAUCGACCGUAAGAGGACUCUGAUGGUGCACAAUGUAACAGAGGAGGAUGUGGGCAUCUAUGAGUGUGUCCUAGCUGAUGACAGAAUGUCCAUGCAACUCUCCCUUAAAGAUGAACCUGCCAAGUUCCUGAACAAAGCCAGGGGCACCAUGGGAAUGACGUCGUCCCUUAAAGGAGAUCUGGAGCUGAGCUGCGAGGUUUCCUCUGCCAAUGCGGCCGUUGUUUGGAGAAAAGAUCAGGUGGAAAUCAUUGAGGACCAAAGAACAAGCACUGUCUCCAAAGGGACUCAAAGGAAGCUCAUGAUCAAGAACGCCAAGAAAAGUGAUGAAGGACACUACUCCUGCGAGACAGCAGCAGACAAAGUCACAUUCCAGGUCAAAAUAAAAGAAACUCAAGCUGUAGCUGCCUUCUCCAACAAGGAGUCAGUCCAGAAAGAGGUGAAAGCAACUCUCUCCCAGAAGGCCACUCUGAGCUGCAGCGUCUCGGACAGUAAGACAGAGGUGAAAUGGUAUAAAGACGGCAAGUUGUUGAUAUCCAGCAGGAUGAUAUACACGGAAACAAAAGGCAGUUCUCGUCAGCUGGUCAUAGAGAAGGUGGAGAAGAGCGACGCUGGAGAGUAUACAUGUGAAGCUGGAGGGGAUAAGCUGGUCUUCAAGAUAUCUGUGUCAGAUGCCCAGUCAGCUUUCUUCAACAAGGAGUCCAUCCAGAAGGAGGUGAAAGCAACUAUUUCCCAGAAAGCCAUGAUGAGCUGUGAGGUUGCCGAUACCAAGACAGAGGUAAAAUGGUACAAGGACAGCAAACUUCUCACUUCCAGCAAGACGAUGCACACAGAGUCCAAAGGCAAGAGUCGCCAGCUGGUGAUUGAGAGUGUGGACAAGAAAGAUGCUGGAGAGUACAUCUGUGAGGCUGGGACUGAGAAGCUUUCUUUCAGGUUGAAUGUGGCAGAAGCCCAGUCAGCCUUCUUUAACAAGGAGUCCAUCCAGAAGGAAGUGAAAGCCACUCUCACCCAGAAAGCCACCAUGAGCUGUGAAGUAGCCGAUACUAAGACAGAGGUAAAAUGGUACAAGGACAGCAAACUUCUCACUUCCAGCAAGACGAUGCACACAGAGUCCAAAGGCAAGAGUCGCCAGCUGGUGAUUGAGAGUGUGGACAAGAAAGAUGCUGGAGAGUACAUCUGUGAGGCUGGGACUGAGAAGCUUUCUUUCAGGUUGAAUGUGGCAGAAGCCCAGUCAGCCUUCUACAACAAGGAGUCCAUCCAGAAGGAAGUGAACGCCUCUCUCACCCAGAAAGCCACCAUGAGCUGUGAAGUAGCCGAUACUAAGACAGAGGUAAAAUGGUACAAGGACGGAAAACUUCUCACUUCCAGCAAGACAAUCCACACAGAGUCUAAAGGCAAGAGUCGCCAGCUGGUGAUUGAGAGUGUGGACAAGAAAGAUGCUGGAGAGUACAUCUGUGAGGUCGGGACUGAGAAGCUGGUGUUCAAAAUGCACGUAGAAGCCACUUCCACAGAAGUCCAGGCUAAAUCCACUUUCAUCAAAAAAGAGUCUGUCCAGAAGGAAGUGAAAACAGCUCUCUCCCAGAAAGCCAUGAUCAGCUGUGAGGUAGCUGAUAGCAAGGCAGAGGUAAAAUGGUACAAGGACGGAAAACUGUUGAGUCCAAGCAGAGCAGUUCACAUGGAAUCAAAGGGCACGACGCGUCAGCUGGUGAUUGACAAUGUAGAGAAGAAAGAUGCCGGAGAAUACUUCUGUGAAGUUGGAACCGAUAAAAUGGCUUUUAAAGUACAGGUGACAGACAGCCAGGCUAAGCCAGCUAUCUCUAAAAAGGAGUCAGUCCAGAAGGAGGUCAAAGCAACUGUCUCCCAGAAAGCCACUCUUAGCUGGGAGAUAUCUGAUUCCAAGGCAGAGGUAAAAUGGUACAAGGAUGGAAAACUCCUCACCACCAGUAAGACCAUCCAUGAGGAGUCGAAAGGCAACAGUCGCCAGCUGGUGAUUGACAACAUAGAAAAGAAAGAUGCUGGGGAGUACAUUUGUGAGGCUGGGACUGAGAAGUCAGCUUUUAAUAUACAUGUGGCAGAAGGGGCAGGUUUCUCUAACAAGGAGUCCAUCCAGAAGGAGGUGAAAGCUCCUCACUCCCAGAAAGCAACCCUGAGCUGUGAGGUUUCUGAUUCCAAGACUGAGGUAAAAUGGUACAAGGACGGCAAACUCCUCACUUCUAGCAAAGCAGUCCACAUGGAAUCAAAAGGGAAGACUCGUGAGCUGGUCAUCGAGAAAAUGGAUAAAAAAGAUGCUGGAGAGUACGCAUGUGAAGUUGGUGCAGAGAAGCUCUCGUUUAAGCUGCAGAUGACAAAUGCAGCUGUCAAGUUUCAGAAGAAACACGUCAAGGACUCAUGUAGUGUACAAGCAAGUGAAAACAUUGUUUUGACCACUGAGGUGACCUCAGAGAGUGGCAGUGUGAAAUGGUUCAGAGAUGGCGUGGAGCUCAAGGAGAGCAGCAAGUGUGAAAUGAAAAAGGAUGGCCUGUCUCGUACCCUGAUCGUAAAAUCCACUGAAUCCAAAGACAGCGGACUGUACUCCUGUCAAACUGCUGAUGACAAACUGGAGUUUAAAGUUCAAGUCAAAGAUGUAGCUUUGAAGUUUGCCGUCCCUUUGAAACCCGCUACAGUGGAAUUGGGUGGUACACUCAGCCUGGUGUGUGAACUAAAUCAAGCCUCAGGGGAUGUUGCCUGGCAGCGUGAUGGCCGUGAGAUUAAACCUGGAGGCAGGCACACUAUCAGGACAGAUGGUGCUAAGCGGGUUCUCACUGUGACUGGCAUAACUAAAGAAGAUGAAGGAGAAUACAGCUGUGAAUGCAGAAAUGACAAAACCUCUGCCAAAGUCUCCUCAAAAGCACCCAGAUUAGUGAGGCUGACCACCAAACUGAACAAUGUGGCUGCAAUGGAGGGAAAAGAUGCCAUCUUCAAGUGCGCGGUCAACCCUGCAGAUGCCACCGUUAAAUGGUUCCACAACAGCUUACCUGUCACUACUGGGCCCAAGUAUAAGCUUGAGCAAGGUGGCGGCAGUCACUCACUUACCAUCACCUCUGUUACCCAAAAGGAUGCUGGAGAGAUAAGUGUGGAUGCAGAAGGCAAAAGCUGUCAAGCGACCCUACAAGUGCAACAUGAGCCUGUGACCUUUAAGAAGAAGCUAGAAAACGUGACAGUAGAGGAGCAGAGUGAAGUGAAACUGGAGGUGGAGCUCAGUAAGCCAUCAGAUGAAGUGAGGUGGAUGAAAAACAGUGUGGUGGUGCAGCCUGCAGGAAACAUGGAGAUCCGGGUGAAUGGAGCUAAGCAGGCUCUGGUCUUCAAGAGUGUGACUAAUUCUGACAGGGGCAUCUACUCCUGUGAAACUCUGGAUGACAAAACCCAGGCCAAGCUCAGUGUGGAAAUGAAGAAGAUCAAGGUUAUCAAAGGCCUAACAGACACCACGGCCCAUGAAACAGAGACAGUAACUCUUGAGGUAGACCUCAAUCAGGCUGAUGUUGAAGUAACCUGGACCAGGGAUGGGGUCAAGUUAAAGUCAGGGGGGAGCUGUCGUAUCACAGUUCUGGGAAAGAAGCAUGCCUUAACAUUUUCCAACCUCAAGAGAGAGGAUGCAGGAACUAUUGUCUUCCAGGCAGAAGGAGUGCACAUUUCCAGCAAGCUGGUUGUCACAGAACCUCCAGCUAUGAUCUCGAAUCCCAUUGUUGACACCAGUGUUGCAGAGAAGGAGAAGGUUACUUUUGAAUGUGAAGUGUCCAGAUCGAAUGCAGAUGUGAAGUGGUUCAAGAACGAUGUGGAACUCAAACCAGGGAAAAACUACAGCAUACAUUCCUUGGCCAGAAAGCGCUCCUUGGUCAUCAACAAAUGCACCCCUGAGGAUGCUGGCACCUACAUCUGUCGCACUGCUAAUGAUAACACCUCUGCCAAACUCACCAUUCAUGCCAGAGAAGUUAAGAUAGUUAAGAAGCUGGAGGACUUGGAGGUGAUGGAGAAGGAGAGUGCUGCAUUUGUUUGUGAAGUCUCACAUGAUGAAGUGGAAUUCCAGUGGUAUAAAGGAGGUGUCAAGCUCAAAGUUGGCGACAACAUCAAGAUGAGACAGGAGGGGAGAACGUAUGUGCUGCUGUUUAAGUCGGUUACCCCAGAGGAUAUUGGUGAGAUUAAAUUCACAGCUGAAAAGGCCUCUUCAGCUGCAAAACUCAAAGUGAAAGAGCUGCCUGUCAAGUUUGUGAAGAAACUCAGGGAUAAGAUUGCGAUGUACAAGCAUCGCGGUCACCUUGAAUGCCAAGUCUCACGUGCCAGCGCAAAGGUGAAGUGGUACAAGAACAAGGCUGAGAUCAAACACGGCAAGAAGUACGAGAUCAAGAGCGAAGACGUGUACCGGAAGCUCACCAUCAAUGAUGUGGAUUCCGGGGAUGAAGACACGUAUACCUGUGAUGCCACUGAUGAAAAGACAUCCUGUAAACUUCUUGUGGAAGAGCAGUCCAUCAGCAUUGUAAGAGAGCUUAGCUCUGUGGAAGUGACGGAACCCUUUGCAGCUGUUUUCGAAGUUGAAAUCAGUAUGGAGCUCGUGAAACCUCCGAUAUGGACUCUGAAUGGAGUCGCAUUAAAGGAGGGUGCAGAUGUUGAAAUGGAGAAAGAGGGCACUUUGCAUCGUCUCAUUUUCAAAAAGACCAAAUCAUCGAUGUCAGGGCCAUUGCAGUUCACCGCUGGGAAGAGCAAAUCUUUAGCUCAGCUCAAUGUCAAAGAGCGUCCACUGGAGAUUGUAGAUCCCAUGAAAGAUGUGAAGGCGAAGGAGAAAAGUUCAGCCAUACUCACUUGCAAAUUCUCUGCCCCGCCCAAAGACGUUCAGUGGUUCAAAGGUCAGGCUCCUCUGUCACCAUCAGAUAGGUAUAAUAUGAAGCAAGAUGCUACAAGGGCCCAACUGACCAUUCAAAGGCUGACUGAGGAAGACAGUGGACAGUACCGCUGUCAGUCUGGACCUGCUGAAACUAAAGGCACACUCGCUGUAGAAGUGCGUGAAAUUACGAUCACCAAGCACCUGGCUGACACAGAGGUUGAUGAAGACAACGAUGCAGUGUUGACAUGUGAGAUCAACUAUGCAGAUGAAGAGGUGCAGUGGCUUCUGAAUGGCAAGGUGCUCUUCACUAAUGAAGUCAACACCAUCGCUCAUGAUGGGAAAGUCCACAAGCUCACGUUGAAAAACUUGGCACCUCAGGAUGGUGGGACUAUCACCUUCCAAGUCCGUAAGGUGAAAGAGUCCGUAACACUUAAAGUUAAAGAGAAGCUUGCUGUGUUCCUCAAGUCUUUAGAUGAUGUCAUUGGAGAGGAGAAAGGCAUGAUAACUCUUGCAUGUGAGGCGUCGAAGCCCAGGGUGUCGCCCACAUGGAGAAAAGAAGGCAAAGUUUUGAAGGCCGGACCAAAGUAUGAGCUGCUUCACACAGGCAAGUCUUUGGGACUGAUCAUUAAGGACGUCACCAAAGAAGAUGCCGGAGAGUAUACCUGUGAUCUCGGAACUGAGGUUUCCAAAUCAAAGGUCACUGUAAGAGAGAUUGGCAUCGGAAUAACCAAAUGGCUGAAGUCCUCUGAAGUGAAUGAGGGAGAGAGCUGUAGCUUUGAGUGCAUCUUAUCUCGGGAGAGCACUGAUGAGUGUUCCUGGACUCUUAAUGGCCAAACUAUUACAAACGGUGGCCGCUUCAAAAUCUCAAGUAAAGGGCGCAAGUACAUGCUGACCAUAAAUGAAGUCACUACUGCUGAUGCUGGAGAAGUCACCUUCAAGCAUAAAGACCUCAGCUCCAAAACUACAUUAACAGUUGAAGGUAAAGCCUCAUCUGUGUCAAAGGGACUGCAGAAUGUUACGGCUGUUCAAGGGGAAGAUGCAGUGUUUGUCUGUGAAGUAACUAAGGCUAGUUCAACUGUGAAGUGGUCCAAGGAAGGCAAAGCCAUUAAAAAGAGCCAAAAGUAUGACAUUAGUCAAGAGGAGAAGGUCAUGAAGCUGACCGUUCAUAAUGUCUCUGCUCAAGACUCUGGAGAGUACAGUUGUGAAGUCGUUGGGGGUGCGACCACUAGAGCCAAACUUGAAAUCAAGGAGCCAAUCCAUAAAUUCACCAAGGCGCUGAAGGACAGCAAAGCAGAUGAGAAGGGCUCUGUGACGUUGCAGUGCGAGACUGCGCAAACCCCAUCCACUGUGGUGUGGCUGAAAGGUCACACGGAGCUCAAGGCUGGUGGUCGAUAUGAGAUGUCCCAGAGGGAGGGCGUCUUAACUCUCACCAUCAAACACCUGGAGGAGAUAGACACGGAUAUCUACACCUGUGACGUGGGCACAGCCAAGAGCAUGUCAAAGCUGACAGUCAAUGCCCUGCCAGCCAGUUUCAAAGAAAACCUCAAGAACCAGGAGACAAAUGAAGGGGGGACUGUGACUCUUCUCUGCACAUUAUCCAAACCUGCCAUCAACAUUCAGUGGAAGAAAGGCUCUGAAACUCUCACAGCUGGAGUGAAGUAUGGGAUGAAGCAGGAAGAGACCUCCUGUGAGCUCCAGAUUAAGAACUUGAAGGUUGAAGAUGGUGGAGAGUAUUUUUGUGUAUGUGGAGACCAGAGGACAUCUGCAACAGUGAAAGUCAACGCAUUGCCACCAACCUUCAUACAAAAGCUGGAGAGUCAGGAGGCUGAGGAAGGAGCCAACAUUACUCUGCGUUGUGAGAUCUCUAAACCUGGAGUCCCAGUGGAGUGGAAGAAGGGAACACAGGUCCUGAAAUCCGGAGAGAAGUACCAGAUGAAGCAGAAGGCCUCAGUGAAUGAACUUCUGAUCAACAAAGCAGUCCCAGAAGACAGCGGAGACUACAGCUGUGUGUGUGGAGACCAGAAUACCAUAGCUAGCCUCAAAAUCAAGGCCCAACCAGUGACCUUCAAACAGAAGCUGGAGAGUCAGGAAGCUGAGGAGGGAGCCAACAUUACUCUAUGUUGUGAGAUCUCUAAACCUGGAGUCCCAGUGGAGUGGAAGAAGGGAGCACAGGUCCUGAAAUCUGGGGAGAAGUACCAGAUGAAGCAGAAGGCCUCGGUGAAUGAACUUCUGAUCAACAAAGUAGUGCCAGAAGACAGUGGAGACUACAGCUGUGUGUGUGGAGACCAGAAGACCACAGCUAGCCUCAGCGUGAAGGCCCAACCAGUGAGCUUCAAUCAGAAACUGGAGAGCCAGGAGGCUGAGGAAGGAGCCAACAUUACUCUGCAUUGUGAGAUCUCUAAACCUGGAGUCCCAGUGGAGUGGAAGAAGGGAACACAGGUCCUGAAAUCUGGAGAGAAGUACCAGAUGAAGCAGAAGGCCUCAGUGAAUGAACUUCUGAUCAAUAAAGUAGUGCUAGAAGACAGCGGAGACUACAGCUGUGUAUGUGGAGACCAGAAGACAACAGCUAGCCUCAAAAUCAAGGCCCAACCAGUGACCUUCAAACAGAAGCUGGAGAGUCAGGAGGCUGAGGAAGGAGCCAACAUUACCCUUCAUUGUGAGAUCUCUAAACCUGGAGUCCCAGUGGAGUGGAAGAAGGGAACACAGGUCCUGAAAUCUGGAGAGAAGUACCAGAUGAAGCAGAAGGCCUUGGUGAAUGAACUUCUGAUCAACAAAGUGGUGCCAGAAGACAGUGGAGACUACAGCUGUGUGUGUGGAGACCAGAAGACAACAGCUUGCCUCAAAAUCAAGGCCCAACCAGUGACUUUCAAUCAGAAACUGGAGAGUCAGGAGGCUGAGGAAGGAGCCAACAUUACUCUGCAUUGUGAGAUCUCUAAACCUGGAGUCCAGGUGGAAUGGAAGAAGGGAGCACAGGUCCUGAAAUCUGGGGAGAAGUACCAGAUGAAGCAGAAGGCCUCAGUGAAUGAACUUCUGAUCAAUAAAGUAGUGCUAGAAGACAGCGGAGACUACAGCUGUGUAUGUGGAGACCAGAAGACAACAGCUAGCCUCAAAAUCAAGGCCCAACCAGUGACCUUCAAACAGAAGCUGGAGAGUCAGGAGGCUGAGGAAGGAGCCAACAUUACCCUUCAUUGUGAGAUCUCUAAACCUGGAGUCCCAGUGGAGUGGAAGAAGGGAACACAGGUCCUGAAAUCUGGAGAGAAGUACCAGAUGAAGCAGAAGGCCUUGGUGAAUGAACUUCUGAUCAACAAAGUGGUGCCAGAAGACAGUGGAGACUACAGCUGUGUGUGUGGAGACCAGAAGACAACAGCUUGCCUCAAAAUCAAGGCCCAACCAGUGACUUUCAAUCAGAAACUGGAGAGUCAGGAGGCUGAGGAAGGAGCCAACAUUACUCUGCAUUGUGAGAUCUCUAAACCUGGAGUCCAGGUGGAAUGGAAGAAGGGAGCACAGGUCCUGAAAUCUGGGGAGAAGUACCAGAUGAAGCAGAAGGCCUCAGUGAAUGAACUUCUGAUCAACAAAGUGGUGCCAGAAGACAGCGGAGACUACAGCUGUGUGUGUGAGGACCAGACGACCACAGCAACUCUUAAAAUCAAGGCCCAACCAGUGACCUUCAAUCAGAAGCUGGAGAGUCAGGAAGCUGAGGAGGGAGCCAGUGUUACUCUGCAAUGUGAGAUCUCUAAACCUGGAGUCCCAGUGGAGUGGAAGAAGGGAGCACAGGUCCUGAAAUCUGGGGAGAAGUACCAGAUGAAGCAGAAGGCCUUGGUGAAUGAACUUCUGAUCAACAAAGCAGUGCCAGAUGACAGUGGAGACUACAGCUGUGUGUGUGGCGACCAGAAGACCACAGCUAGUCUCAAAAUCAAGGCUGUAAAGCCAUCUGCUCCUCCUACAAGCACCAAACUGGAAUCUAAGAAACAGGAAACCAAAGAAACAGUGGAAGCUGUUGCACUGCCAACUGCUGGACAGACCCCAAAACAGCAGCCUCUCAAAAAGGAGAUAGAGAGAGAGUCACAAGAGCUCAAAUUGGGAGUUGAAGUUGAAAAAACUGCUGCUGAAAUAACUGCAAAACAAGAGACACAGAAGAAGGAGACCAAAAAACCAGAAGAAGCCCAGCCUGCCUUUUUCAAAACUCAGCUGCAGAACCUUAAAAGACAGGCAGGAGAGAUUGCUAUUCUUCGUUGUGAGACCUCAAAGCCAGGAGCCUGCAUGGUCUGGACGCAUGGUGACAGGGUUCUUGCAUCCAGCAGCAAAUACCAGCUGAAACAGGAAGGCACCGUUGUCGAGCUUGUAAUCUAUAAACUGCAGAGAGCCGACUCGGGAGAAUACUCCUGUGGCACAGGGAGCCAGAGGACAUCUGCUGUCCUCACUGUGCAGGAGGUGGAGGUCACCAUUAUGAAAUUCUUGGAGAGCUGCGUUGUGUUCGAGGGUGAAGAUGUCCACUUCCAAUGUUUGGUAUCUCACGAAGAGGCUCCAAUGGCUCAGUGGAAACUCCAGGAUGUCCCACUACAGAACAAUGAAAUGAACCUGAUCAAGGCGGAUGGUUGUGUACACAGCCUGACACUCAGAGGCGUCACCACAGCUGAUUCAGGAACAGUGACUUUCUCAGUGGGUAACAAUACCUCCACUGCAUCUCUAACAAUCAAAGCCGCACCUGUACAAUUCAAGAAGGAGCUGGAAAGUCAAGAAGCCACUGAAGGAGAGAAGGCCACGCUUUCCUGUGAGACAUCCAGUCCUGACUGCAUGGUAACCUGGCUAAAAGGCUCCACAGUGCUCACCCAUGGGGAGAAGUACAGCGUGGAGCAGAAGACUACCACUCACACGCUGGUCAUACACAAGCUGGAUGCGAAGGAUAGCGGAGAAUACACCUGUGACACGGGGGAGAAGAGAAGCACUGCAUCCCUGACUGUGAAAGAGCAUGUGCGCAUCAUCCGAGAGCUCUGCGACAUUACUGUGACCACAGGGCAGGAUGCUGUCUUUGAGGUUGAGCUGUCACAUUCAGGUGUGACAAACUGGGAGUGGUGGCUUGGAGACAACCUCCUUCAAAAUAAUGACCUGAAUCAAAUGAGCAGCCAUGGCGCGGUGCAGCGUUUGGUCCUGAAGAUGGUGACCACGGAUGAAUCGGGGGAUGUUGCCUUUGUUGUCGGAGAAGAGAAGAGUGUGGCCUGUCUACUCGUGGAAGAGAAACCCAAAGUGCUUAUACUAGAGAAACCACACAACACUGUGGCACUAGAGGGUGAAACUGUCACUCUGGCCUGCACCAUCUCCGACCCCAAAGCCACUCUCACCUGGAUAAGAAACAACACAGCCAUCAAAGCAAGUCUCAAGUAUGACCUGAAGAAAAAUGGAGCAUUCCACCAGCUCCGUAUCCACAAUCUUCUGCCCGAAGACUCAGGAACGUACACCUGUGACACCGGAGAUGCACAGUGUGACGUCACCCUGACUGUGGAAGGUGCCCCAGCAUUCUUCCAAAAAGAGCUCAAGAACCAGGAUACGGUAGAGGGUGAUGAUGUCACCCUGCACUGCGAGCUGUCUAAGCCAGGUGUUCGUGUUGAGUGGAGAAAAGGAGGCAUGGUCCUCCAGCCUGGUAAGAAGUAUGUGAUGAGGGAGGAAGGGUGCAUUCGAGAGCUCUGUAUACAGAACCUGGAGCCUGAAGACAGUGGUUACUACACCUGUGACGCAGGAGACCAGCUUACUACAGCUUCUGUGGCAGUGCAAGCGAAAGCAGUCAUCAUAGUGAGUGGUCUUAAGACCAUUGACGUCUUUGUUGGGGAAUGGGCAACCUUCUCCUGCCAGCUGUCUGGUACGGCACCUGGCAAGGUGCAGUGGUGGCUUGAUGGCACCCUGAUGGAGAACAGCCCCUCUUGUGAGAUAGGACUGAGCCAGUGCCACAUUCACACACUCAUCUUUAAGAACCUGGCCACAGAUGACUCUGGCACUGUAACGUUCAAAACUGGCAGUUUAACAUCAACAGCCAAGCUCUUAGUCAAAGAUCCCACAGUUGAAGUGGUGAACGAGAUGGAGGACCUUUGGGUGGGCCAAAAUCAACCAGCUGAGUUCAUCUGCCAGUUCUCAAGGCCAGUCAAAGCUCAGUGGAAAAAAGACGGGCAGCCGUUGCAGCCUGACGGUCGAAGGGUGGUAGUGGAGCAGGACUGGAGCGUGGCUCGCUUGUACAUAAGCCGCGUGUCGGCUGAAGACAGGGGCACAUACUCCUGUGAAGCACAGGGGGCCUGCGUGGUUGCUUCACUUCAUGUGGAAGGUAAACCCAUCGACAUUGUCCAAGGCCUGGAGAAUGUGGAGACCUUUGAUGGAGGUGAAGCGCUGUUUGAGUGUGCCCUCUCUCGUCCUGAGAGCAAGGACUUCCACUGGCUUCUUGAUGGGAAACCCGUGAAAGAAUCCCCAAACACAGAGAUUGUGACAUUUGAAAGUGGUCGUCGUCAUCUUCUGCUGCUGAAAGAGUUGCGCAUUAAUAACAGUUGCACAGUGACAUUCAAGGCAGGCACAGCAUCAACAUCUGCACAACUCUCUGUGAAAGGCUGGCAACUGGAUGUUGUGAAAUGUCUGGAGGACAAAGUGGCAUCACUGGGAGAGAAGGUUGAGUUCUGUGUGGAGCUCAAUGAGCCCAUCCCUUCGUCAGAAAUAACCUGGUACGCUAACGGAGUGGAGCUCAAGCCCAAUGACCUCUGGGCAAUGAGAGCUGACGGCUGUUCUUAUCGCCUUGUCCUGAGAAAGGCUCCUCUUUUACCACAACAGGAAAUUACAUUUGCUGCUAGAGAUGCUCUCUCACUGGCCAAGCUAACAAUCAUCACUGUACCUGACCCACCAGAGGACCCGGAGGUCCUCAGUAAGACCAAACAGACAGUGACCCUCUCUUGGUUUACACCUCUACACGGUGGAGGUAGUCCCAUUCUGGGCUACAGGGUGGAGAUGCGGCUGGUUGACAGUGCUCUUUGGCUCCCGUGUCAUUCUGAAGCUGUUUGCAACACAGAGUUUGUGGUUGAAAAUCUGACACCAGGCAGUGGCUACAGGUUUAGAGUGGCAGGAAUCAACAGAGCUGGGAUUGGAGAGCCUGUUGAGUUGCCUCAGACUGUGCAGCUUGAGGCAGACACAAAGCCAUUAAUCAGCUCAGGUGAAGAGGCAAAGCAGGUCAAGACUGAGAUACUGGGGCAGCCCAACCUGCCUCCAGAAGCUGCUGAUGAAGGUGAUCUCCAUGAGCUGUGGGAAGAAUCAGCCAAGAAAAGGCGCAUGAGCCGUGAGCCCACAUUGGAUUCCAUCUCCGAGGAGGAUGGUAAAGGUGGCCAGAAGAAAUCAGAGCUUUUGGUGUUGGAGAAAGUGGAUGUGAAGUCAGUGGAGGUGCAGGCCGCUGUGCCAAAGAAGCAGACUGAGUCCACUUUGAUAACCAGCUCUGAGGAUGAGUCUGUUUCUGGAGGCCCAACACUUGUGUCCUACCUCAAAAAAAGCAGCAAGUCCUCUGUCACAGCAACCAAUGACUCUGAGUCCAUGACCACUGAGAGGUUCUUUGAACACUUUCAGAUGGCGGAGCAGAGGACAGUGCAGACUGAAGUGAAAACCACCACAGUCCAGCAGACAGAUAUUAAAGAAGUGUCUUUAGAGGAGACUAGCAUCAUGGAGAUCAGCAAGGAGGAUGAACCUGAGCUGAGAGAGGCUGCCAUUAAGAUUCAAGCUGCCUUCAAGGGCUACAAAACCCGCAGAGAAAUGCGCCCUAUCUUUAAAGACGUCUUCAAAGACCAGACCAAAGAACCUAAUGGCACCAUCCAUCUGGAAUGUGUGGCUGAGGGGAAACCUGACAAGGUGCAAUGGAUGAAGGAUGGAGAACCGCUGACAGAUGGAAAGCACCACCAUAUUGAUAUCUACAAUGAUGGCACUUGCUCAUUAGUUAUUACAGCGGUCACUACAAAGGAUACUGGAGUUUACACAUGCGAGGUCACCAACAAGUUUGGCGUCACGUCUCACAGUGGUAAGGUUACAGUAGGAACAUCCAGAGAAACAUCUGGGCGCCGGCCACUGACCGUGGGCUACAGUGCAGACAGCGAAGCUGAGAGCUCCUCAGGUAGUGAGAUGGAUGAGUCGCUGAGGCAGGCGAGCAGACGUCUCAGGCGCCUGCUGCGCACACGUCUCCCACCAAAUGUUGAAGAAGAGCCAUUUUUGAGUGCAGAUGAAGGAGACCUGCGCUCCCCAGAUCCUCACUCCUACCGGGAGGAUGACACCUACAUAUACAUUCGCUUUGACUCAAAGGGAGAGGCUGAGGUUGCCUCAAAGAGGUUCCAGGAGAUGUUUACUGUACAUGGGGUUCCUGUGGAGACCACCAUCCUGGAUGCAGGGCCUCUUAAAGUGGAGCUGAGAAUCAGAAAGAUGGGUUACACGCAAGAUGGGACAGAGACCCCCACACAAGACAGACAGCCCCUUGCAUUGCUUGCUGGAGGUGCAGCUGCACCAGUCUUCUUGACAGAACUUCAAAGUCAGGACGUUCCAGAUGGAUAUCCUGUUAGCUUUGACUGUGUUGUGAUUGGCAAGCCCCCUCCCACUGUUCGCUGGUAUAAGGAUGGCAAACUGCUGGAGGAGAAUGACCAUUACAUGAUCAAUGAGGACCAAGAGGGCUGCCACCAACUCAUCAUUACCACUGUGCUGCCCACUGACAUGGGGGUGUAUCGUUGCACAGCUGAAAACAGCAGCGGCCUCGCAGCCACAAAGGCUGAACUCAGGGUUGAUAUGUCCUGCAGCUCAGAUUAUGACACUGCUGCUGAUGCUACUGAAACGUCUUCCUAUGUCAGUGCAAAGGGCUACAUGUCCAGGGAAACUGAGACAUUUGAGUCUGUAGCUGAAGAUGAUCAGCUUCCUCAGCUUGUGGAGGAGCUUCAUGAUGUCCAUGUUUGUCCAGGUUCUCCUGUUGCCAAGAUGCAGCUUAAAGUAAAGGGCUUCCCCAAACCCAGAGUAUACUGGUUCAAAGAUUGCCACCCUCUACGAUCUUCAAAAAGGGUUACAUUGCUGGCAGAGAGGGAUAUUCAUGGUGUGGAGAUCAAGGAAGUGAUGAAAGAGGAUAUGGGAGAGUACUCUGCUUACAUCAGCAAUGCAGCUGGUUCUGCUUACUCCUCUGCCCGUCUGAUAGUCCUGCGUCCAGGAGAGAUUAUGCCUCAGGACAAAAGAGACCCCAAAGAGCCCCUGGUGCCACCACGCUUCAUUGAAAGGUUCAGCAACAGGAAGGUGAAACAAGGGGCCAGCAUCACGCUCUCUGUCAAAGUAGAGGGGUCUCCCACUCCUUUGGUUUCCUGGCUAAAGGAGGAAUCAAUGGAGGAUGUUUUGUGGAUCAAGCCUGAUACCAAGGGAUACAAAAUUGCAAGCUCUGGUCGCCAGCACAGUCUCAUCCUGAUGGACGUGGGCACAGAAUACACGGGGGCCUACACCUGUAUCGCCACAAACAGAGCAGGACAGUCCAUCAGCACCGCCCACCUCGAGGUUGAUGAUGCACCACAAGCAAAGAAAGAGACCAAAGCUUCAGAGGUUCUUGGGAUUACAGUCAGUCCUCCAGAAGAGGAGACGAGCAGAGGAAAAGAGGGUAAAAUACCUUUCCUAGGGGAAGUAGGUACAGAGGAAUUCCUUAUGAAACUCACCUCCCAGAUCACUGAAAUGGUAUCGGCAAAGAUAACUCAAGACAGCUUACAGAAUCAGGAAGUGCUCCAGUGGAUGAAAUCAUGGCCCAAAACUACCACUUCCCUGCGCGUACCAGGGGUGGAUAGCGAUGAUGAAACCAAGACCCCUACUGCAUCACCUCAUCAUGGUCGUUCUCGGCCCCCCUCUCUUAUUGCUGACUCUUCCUCUGAGUCUGAUGAGGGGGAUGCACGUGGAGAGAUGUUUGACAUCUAUGUGGCGACAGCUGACUACAACCCAACCAUAGCAAGCAAAGAAUCCAUCUCUCUAAAGGAGGGACAGUAUGUUGAGGUUUUGGAUUCGGCUCAUCCACUCAAAUGGUUGGUCCGGACUAAACCCACUAAAACUACACCAUCCCGCCAGGGCUGGGUCUCACCUGCCUACCUGGACAAGAAACUCAAACUCUCUGCAGAAACUAGUGAUCUUCCUGAAGCAAAUGUAGAGGAGGUAUCUGAGGGAGAGUACAAGAAGAAACUAUUCCAACUGAUCCAAGAUCUGAUAAACAGUGAAUCAGAGUUUGUAAGAGAGGUAGAUUUCUUCACCUCCCAUCACCUGAAGCAUGCAGACAGCCCUGAUGCUCCAUCUGAUGUCAGCAGCCAGAAGGAAACCAUAUUCAGGAACAUUGAUGAUAUCAAAUCCUUCCAUAGCAAGGCUUUCCUUCCAAAGUUGAAUGACUGUGACACAGAUGAUGAUGUGGCCAUGUGCUUCCUGAAGAGCAAAGAGGGCUUUGAGAAGUACCUCCAGUAUCUUGUUGGUCAGGGUUUGGCUGAAGCUGCUGUCAGUGACAAGACUGUCCAUCGUUUCUUCAAGGAGUACACUGACAAAGUACAAGCCAAUGCAGACCCUGCAGAUCCUCCGGUACGAAGCAUCAACUCUGGCCUCCUACAGCCACUUGAGAGGAUCCAGAAGUACAAGGCAAUCCUUAAGGAGCUCAUUCGAAACAAGGCGAGAAACGGUCAGAACUGCUGCCUGUUAGAGGAAGCGUAUGCCAUGGUGUCUGCACUCCCUCAGCGCUCUGAGAAUACACACCAUGUGACCAGGAUUGAAAACUAUCCAGCCACACUAGAUGUACUGGGAGAGCCAAUUAGACAGGGACCCUUCCAAGUAUGGGAAGGAGCUCCAGGAAUCAGGUCGUCCUCCAGAGGUCACCACCGCCACUUAUUCCUGUUCAAGAACUACUGCAUAAUCUGCAAACCAAAGAGAGACAGCAACACUGACUCACAAGCAUAUGUCUUUAAGAACAUGAUGAAGUUAAAUAACAUUGAUGUGAAUGAGACAGUGGAGGGUGAUGACAGAGCCUUUGAGAUCUGGCAUGAACGUGAGGACUCUGUGAGGAAAUAUACCCUACAGGCCCGCACUGUUACCAUCAAGAACUCCUGGCUGAGAGACUUCAGAGAGCUGCAGCAGCGUUACAGCAUGCCUGCAUGGAGUCCUCCUGACUUUGAUGAGAUUCUGGCAAACUGCACCGCAGAGCUCGGGCAGACUGUGAAACUGGCCUGCAAAGCCACUGGAGUACCCAAACCGACAGUCACAUGGUACAAAGAUGGACGCGCUGUGGAGGCUGAUCCUCAUCACAUCAUUAUCGAGGACCCUGAUGGUUCCUGCACACUCAUCCUGGAUAACAUGACGGCAGAUGAUUCAGGACAGUACAUGUGCUUUGCCACAAGCUCAGCCGGCAAUGCCAGCACUCUUGGCAAGAUCACUGUCCAGGUGCCUCCUCGUUUUGUGAAUAAAUUGAGGAAUGCUACGUUUAUUGUUGGCGAGGACGCUCAGUUCACCUGUGUCAUACAGAGUGCUCCGACCCCCAAGAUCAGGUGGUUCAAAGACAGCAGGCUGGUGACGGACCAGGAGAAGUAUCAGACCUACAGCGAGCUCAGAAGCGGGGUUCUGGUCUUGGUGAUUAAAAACUUGACAGAGAGAGACCUGGGUCACUACGAGUGUGAGUUGUCAAACCGUCUUGGCAGUGCCAAGUGUGCUGCUGAUUUAGUUCUGCCCUCUGCUGUGGCUCGCACUGGUGAGCAGGCCAUCACUAUUGAAGUUACUGAGCAGGAGACAAGGAUACCAAAGAAAACCAUCAUUAUCGAGGAGACUAUAACCACCGUGGUGAAGAACCCACGUAUGAGGAGGCACAGGUCCCCCGGUCUGACUCUUGCUGGAGCCCAUCGCUCGGAAACCUCAACCCCGGAGCCACCUUCAUCCAGGCAGAGGAGGAUGCCCACCACAAGAAAGACCACCAUCCCCACCCUCUAUGUUACUGAAGCACAGGGUACUGAAACCAAGGUUUUGGAGACCAGGCCAAGGUGGGUGGAAGUAGAGGAGGUCAUCGAGUAUAAGGUCAAUAAAUCCCCCAGGCUGGCCAGGAGGAGGAACAUGUCCCCUGCUGGGUCUGAUCGUGCAGCCACUCCAUCCAGAGCCAAAAGGUCUCCACCAGAAAACCCAAACACCAACAACUCCAACAACAAGUUGGUGGAGCAGGCCCAGGCCCAGCUGCAGGGAGACAUUAGCACCCAGCCGCUCUCAUGGGGAGAAGAGGAAGGUCAUGUGACUUCUGAUUCUGUCCCUGCUGAGCCACAUGAGCUCUCCUCUGUUCUUGCUGCAUCUGGAGACAGCAGUGAAGACCAGGAUGAUCAGGAGACUGUCAUCUUUGUCCCUGAUGAUGAUGAAGAAGAUGAUGACAGCUCAUUCAGAAAUGAGGAGCCGAAGAUUCUGACACAAGGAGGACGCGUUCUGACCCUCGAAGACUUGGAGGAUUACGUUCCAGAAGAAGGAGAGACCUACGGCUCUUCCUCCAGCGCCCACAAACCUCCUGUGGAAAAACCCUGCGAGAUCUCGGUCCUCCAGAGGGAGAUUGGCGGCUCUGCGGUGGGACAGCCUGUGCUCCUCAACGUAGGGAGACCCGUUGCAGUCCCAAGGCAGAGGAGCGGCUUCUUCGGCCGUUUCAGAGAGCAUCUCUCAAGCAGCCUUUUCCCAUCUGCCAGUCCACAAGCCAGCGGAGCCCGAUCCAGGGUGGAAAAGAACAUCCCCAUCCAGGUGAGCCACGCCAAGCUGGAGGUGAAGCCUUCUUACUGCUCAGAGGUGCAGAGAGUUGAGGGAGGGCAGCAGAGCUUUAAAACCAAAGUGUCAACUCAGACCUAUGGCUAUACAUCAGUGGGCAACCCAGUUAAUAUUCAAAUCAGUCAGAAAAAGUAGUCAAAUAUUUCAUAUAGUACCACAAACCCUCUUAGUCUUAAACAGGGACAACAUAGAUGAAGAAUAGCACAUAACCUAACCUAAAGUUUAGUCACUGCAUUUGACAAACCAUUCCUUAUUGAAGCUGCCAAUCAGAGGAAACGCUUUGAGUCAGGUGGUCUUUGUAGACAAGGCAAGUUGGAAAAAGUAGGUUAACAUGUCCCACUGUAGCCAAGGUGAGCCCUUAAACAUAAGUUUAUGACAGUCUGUGCUGGAAAUGUCUCCUCAGUCUGCAGUGAAACAUUUCUGACUGAGUGAAAUUGAAUAAAUAAAGUUUCUUACAUACAUACCAUAACCAUAUCAUGAACCUUGAUCAAACAAUAUCAACUGAUCCAGGCAUUACACUUUGUAAUGAAUCUUUAAGAAAUUAUUCUACACAGUUUUAAGGUAUAUAUUUUACAGUUUAACUUUUGUACCUUGCAAGAAAUGUUGCCUUUUGCGCUGAAGCAGUGCCUUGGAUGACAGCAGCAAAUGUUAGCGUUAAUGACGAUUAAUGAAGUCUACAUGUUUAAAGCUAAUCUUAAUUUGCAACACUGAUCAUGUAACAUUAGAAAAACCUUUGAUGACAUUAUGGUCCUUUAGCUGUUGUUUUACAUUUAUGAUAAGACAUACAGUCUGAUUGUCACUUUUGAAAAUAAUCACUAGUUGUCAACUAGCUUGGUUGUUAAUGAAAGAUAUUUUGCUGAGCAGCUUAUGAAAAAUUAACCUCUGUACAAGCAAAUCAUUUAGAUGUUGGAUAAAAAUAGCAUCAUCUGGAUUUUGACUGCAUUUACAUCUUUUAUUUUUCUGAAAGUUUCUUCCAUUGAUUGUGAAUUAAAUGUUAUACUUCUGUGACAUGUUUCUGUCUGCUGAUGCAGUUAGUGUACCUGUGACUUUGCAGGAUAUAUCACAGAGAUAUUCAUAUGUUAGUCAGAGAUGCGUUGAAGAGUGACUGCAUGUAUUUGUUUCUCCAAAGCAGAUUUUGUUCACGAAUUGUUACCAGAUCUGUAUUUCAAUGCAAUCAAAUGUUUGUGCUGCAGACUGUAACUGUACUUGAGCUGACAGAAUUUACUACCUUUUCAAAGCAAUUUAUUAAUAACUAGAAUACCUAGCUCUUUGAAGAUUUUUGGUGUUUGUGAUGUUUUAUCAGAUCUUUUAGUCAGUUACUAGGAAUUCAUUAUGUAUGAAUAUUUAAGCACUAACAGAUUAUGAUUGCUUUAACUGUACAUGUGUAGUUUUUGGAAAUGUGUUUGAGUAC
This is a messenger RNA of Notolabrus celidotus (New Zealand spotty), 21382 nucleotides long. It is a transcript of the gene obscnb, whose product is annotated as obscurin, cytoskeletal calmodulin and titin-interacting RhoGEF b. Lineage: Eukaryota; Metazoa; Chordata; Actinopteri; Labriformes; Labridae. The coding region runs from base 1 to 20106 and encodes 6701 amino acids. Gene Ontology annotation, molecular function: guanyl-nucleotide exchange factor activity; protein binding. The record is from RefSeq and is a predicted model, not a curated record. The transcript is spliced from 84 exons.